AAGCAGUAAGCACGACCAGUUGAAUGCUGGAGCCCGUGCUGGAGCCAACUCGCUGCCACACCGACGAGCAUGAAGACUCAAAGUUAUCCUUGACGUCCUGGCUUGACAGCAAGUCUCUGAACUUGGACAUAACCGGAAAAAUGGAGCUGGAAGAGCUCUACAGGAGGUACAAGGAGAGGCUCAAGAACUCACUCUUCGUCUCUCUUAUGUUCGCCACGUCUAUCUUCUCCGCUAUCCUCCUUAUAUCACUAUGCAUGAAUACCGAGGGAAACAACUGGAACGGGGUGACUCUGGCCGCCCUUGCGAUCGGCGUCCUGGUUCCUCUCGGCCUGGGUACUCUGUCCUGGCUUCUGGGACCUCUAACCGGACCUCCUGGGACGUGUUCAACUGUAAUGGCAUUGGGCACUCUGGCCCCGACCGCUCUGGGUUCGGCCCUUUGUCUCUUUCCGGUCCUGCCGGCGAUAGUCACCUGCUUCCCGCUGCGCCUCGCCACGUCGCUGCCGUUCGGACUCUCUCUCAUAACUGUCCACGUCGGAAUGGCCAUUGGUGUCUCCCAAGCCUAUAAGAUAGCCGCCGAGUUCAUCUUCCUUUUGACCGGCCUCCUCGUCGGAGUCUACUACCGCCGGAUGACCGAAGCAGCCCACAAGGAGACUUUCGCCGGCACGCGGACUUGCAUCGAGUCUCGGGUCAAGCUGGAAUGCGAGAAGGAACAGCAGGAGCAGCUGUUGCUCAGCGUCAUCCCUGCCUAUAUCGCAGUAGAGGUGAAGAGGAGCAUUAUGCUGAAAAUGGCUGAUGCUUGCCAGCAACAGAUCACCAGCAACCAGACACGCUUUCACGAGAUGUACGUUCAGCGGCAUAACAACGUCAGCAUUCUUUAUGCAGAUAUCGUCAACUUCACCCCGUUGUCUGAACAGCUGAGCGCGUCGGACCUCGUGAAGACCCUGAACGAGCUCUUCGGCCGUUUCGACCAAUUGGCCCACGACAACCAGUGCAUGCGGAUCAAAAUCCUAGGCGACUGCUAUUACUGCGUCUCCGGGCUGCCGGUUUCCAGGCCGAACCACGCGUACAACUGCGUCAACAUGGGUCUUCAGAUGAUCGAAGCCAUCAGGUUUGUGCGUGAGGCGACGGGAUUCAACGUCGACAUGAGGAUCGGUGUUCAUACGGGCAACGUACUUUGCGGCGUCCUCGGCUUGAGGAAAUGGCAGUUCGACGUCUGGAGCGACGACGUGACACUGGCCAACCACAUGGAAUCUGGAGGCCUCCCGGGCCGUGUCCACGUGACGAAAGCCACCCUGAUGCAGCUCAACGACAGGUUCAAGUUCGAACCCGGCAACGGCGCCCAGCGCGAUUCUUACCUCUCGGAUCACAAAAUCGACACCUACCUCAUCGUGCCUCCCAGGAUGAAAAGAGAAUAUUACGCCCAACCACAGACUAGAGAGACUGGGAGCAAAAAGGCGGAAGAAAAAGGGCCAUGUGACAGGCGAAGGUCCAGCCUGGGCCUGCCCCUGACAGAGGGUAGCCUCCACCCCACCGGCUCGGUCAGGGCGAGGUCCCCGAGCAAAAUGUCAAAGUACAUCGAAUGCUGGGGAGCUGACAAACCGUUCGCAAACAUAACAGAAUCCACCCUCGCCAAAAACAUUGGCCUCGCGAGUAUAGCCAUGAUAGAAUCAAAUCUACUCCCGAACAAAGGAAGUUGUAUGGAAUUCAGCUGUUGGACGCAGAAAGAUGGAAUGAAUCCGGCGACAUUAUGGUUCCUUGAGAAGAACCACGAACGGCAGUACAGGAUCAAGCCGGAUCCACAGUUCAAGAGUUAUAUUGUGUUCGCGGUUGUCAUAUUUCUCUCGAUAGCCGCUAUUCAGAGCCUGACGGUCCAGAGGGCGAUGCUUCUCUGUCUCGGUUUCAUACCAACACUCCUUGCCCUGCUCCUACUUGUUUACAUCUCUCGGCUGGGGUCGUCGAGUGACAGCACGACUCCAGACAGUUCAAGAAGUGUCUUGGAGCACAGCCGUUGGCUCAGGAUCACAGUUGCAGUCUUUGUCAUCUUGCUCAUUGCCACCUGCGCCAUGAUCACACUUUUAGACGUACAGCCCGAUGUUCCAAAAGAAGUCGAGCUAAGCACAGAACAACUGACCUUCAACAAAACCAACGACAAACGUAUCAUAACACUCCUGGAUGAUGACCUUGUUACAGCAGUACCUUCCUAUUUAUAUAGCAGUAUGCUGUCAUUAGCAGUGGUGUCAGUUUUCUUGAGAAUCGGAUUCAUUCUGAAGCUCUUCCUCAUGAUCAUCGUCGGCGGUGCCCAUUAUGCCAUAUUCACCAAUUCUGAAUUGUUCAGAUCUUAUUUUGAAACUUACAAUGACAGUUUGACUGAAAUGCCCUGGAUGAUGAAAAUUGCUGUUUUCUUAAGUUUUACUGUUGUAAUAUUCCACAUCAUGGACCGACAGGUUGAAUUCACUGCAAGAACGGAGUUCCAAUGGAAGACGAGGCUCAUGGUCGAGCAGGAGGAUGUCGAAACGAUGAGAGGCAUCAACAAGAUCCUUCUUGAGAACAUCCUGCCCGCUCAUGUGGCGCAUUUGUUCUUGACGAAAGGUCCGACUCAGGAGCUUUACCACGAAAGGUACACGUCAAUUGCGGUGAUGUUCGCCUCUAUUCCCAACUACAAAGAGUUCUACGAUGAGAACGAUGUGAACAAACAAGGCUUGGAAUGUCUUCGUCUCUUAAACGAAAUAAUUUGUGAUUUCGACAAGCUACUCCUCAAACCGAAAUUCAGCUGCAUUGAAAAAAUCAAGACAAUAGGAAGCACUUACAUGCUUGCUUCAGGUCUGGAACCUGGUAAAGAAGACGCUGGUGGUAAAGAGGUUAAACAUCAAGGUCAUAGUGUGGUUGCACUAGUUGAAUUCGCUGUCGCCCUAAUGACCAUCCUGGAUCAAAUAAACAAAGAAUCAUUCCAGAGGUUCAAGCUCAGGUUCGGGCUAAACCACGGACCAGUGAUCGCAGGGGUUGUCGGUGCGCAGAAGCCUCAGUAUGACAUUUGGGGCAAUACCGUAAACGUGGCAUCCAGAAUGGACUCGUGCGGUGUUAUUGGAAAAAUCCAGGUGACGGAAGAUACUGCACACAUUCUGAUGGCCAAUGGUUAUGACUGUGAAUGUCGAGGGCCAACAUUUGUGAAAGGCAAAGGCACAUUGAUGACUUACUUUGUCAAAACCCAGUUUGAUGAAAAAUAAUAAUUUAAAAAAUCAACCUAUAAAUUUUUUAGAAAAGUUUUUAUUUUUUAACUUUUAAAUAAGAAUUUCCCCUUGAGAUAUUUAACUGAUGUGUGUAUAUUUAAUAAAAAUUGAGAAAUCGGA
Messenger RNA from Cimex lectularius (bed bug), 3347 nucleotides. It is a transcript of the gene Adcy2, whose product is annotated as adenylate cyclase type 2. The record is from RefSeq and is a predicted model, not a curated record. Gene Ontology annotation, biological process: cAMP biosynthetic process; intracellular signal transduction; adenylate cyclase-inhibiting G protein-coupled receptor signaling pathway. The transcript has 19 exons. Gene Ontology annotation, cellular component: plasma membrane. Gene Ontology annotation, molecular function: adenylate cyclase activity. The coding region runs from base 24 to 3224 and encodes 1066 amino acids. Lineage: Eukaryota; Metazoa; Arthropoda; Insecta; Hemiptera; Cimicidae.